GAGACUUGCAGUUUUUCAUGAUAGUAUUUUCCAUGAACUUUUUGAGGACCUGUUAAAUAUUAAACGAGUAAGUUAGAUGCAGAGAUUAUCUUUAUAGAUCCAGUUUAGCCCAGGCACAGUCCAUUUAUAAUAAUGGUGGAUUAUAAAUGAAGGAACCCAUUUCAGCUUUCGAAUGAGUUUUUUUCUUUUCUCUCCCCGGUCCUUGCAGGAAAGAAGAAAGCCUGAGACAUCAGUGUGUGAAGAGUGGGGCAGUCCUGAGUAGCAGUUGUUUUGCUGCUUAGAUGCCUUCUGCAAAGCAUCUGAAAUAAACUGCUCAAGUAAAUCUUUAUAGGCCUAGAGCCAGAAGUACUGAAUUCCGUUGACUUUGGGAUAAAAGAAAAACAACAGUCCUGGUUGUCAUCAUAAACAUAUGAACGAAUGUGAUGGUGAAAUGAGAUGAGGCUCCGAAAUGGAAUUGUAACCACUGCUUUAGCAUUUGUCACUUCUUUCCUUACCUUGUCUUGGUAUACUACAUGGCAAAAUGGAAGAGAAAAAUUGAUUGCUUACCAACGAGAAUUUCUUGCUUUGAAAGAACGUCUUCGAAUUGCUGAACAUAGAAUUUCACAGCGCACCUCUGAGUUAAAUACCAUUGUACAGCAGUUCAGGAAUGUAGGAGCAGAAACAAAUGGAAGUAAGGAUGCAUUAAAUAAGUUUUCAGAUAAUACCAUAAAACUGUUAAAAGAGUUAACAAGCAAAAAAUCUCUUCAAGUGCCAAGUAUUUAUUAUCAUUUGCCUCAUUUAUUGAAAAAUGAAGGAAGCCUUCAACCUGCUGUGCAGAUUGGUAAUGGAAGAACAGGAGUUUCAAUAGUAAUGGGAAUUCCCACAGUGAAGAGAGAAGUUAAGUCUUACCUCAUAGAAACUCUCCAUUCCCUUAUUGAUAAUCUGUAUCCUGAAGAGAAGCAGGACUGUGUUAUAGUAGUCUUCAUUGGAGAGACAGAUAUUGAUUAUGUACAUGGUGUUAUAGCCAAACUGGAGAAAGAAUUUUUCAAAGAAAUCAGUUCUGGCUUGUUAGAAGUCAUAUCGCCUCCUGAAAGUUAUUAUCCUGAUUUAACAAAUUUAAAGGAGACAUUUGGAGACUCUAAAGAGAGAAUCAGAUGGAGAACAAAGCAAAAUCUAGAUUAUUGUUUUCUAAUGAUGUAUGCUCAGGAGAAGGGCAUAUAUUACAUUCAGCUUGAAGAUGAUAUUAUUGUCAAACAGAAUUACUUUAACACCAUAAAAAAUUUUGCACUUCAACUUUCCUCUGAGGACUGGAUGAUUCUAGAGUUUUCCCAGUUGGGCUUCAUUGGUAAAAUGUUUCAAGCACCAGACCUCACUCUGAUAGUAGAGUUCAUAUUUAUGUUUUAUAAAGAGAAACCCAUUGAUUGGCUCUUGGAUCAUAUUCUCUGGGUGAAAGUGUGCAACCCUGAAAAAGAUGCCAAACAUUGUGAUAGACAAAAAGCAAAUUUGCGAAUUCGUUUCAGACCUUCCCUUUUCCAACAUGUUGGUCUGCAUUCCUCAUUAUCGGGAAAAAUUCAGAAACUCACGGAUAAAGACUACAUGAAACCAUUGCUUCUCAAAAUCCACGUAAACCCACCUGCUGAGGUAUCAACUUCCAUGAAGGUUUACCAAGGACAUACACUCGAGAAAACUUACAUGGGAGAGGAUUUCUUCUGGGCUAUAACCCCAGUAGCUGGAGACUACAUCUUGUUUAAAUUUGAUAAGCCAGUCAAUGUAGAAAGUUAUUUGUUCCACAGCGGCAACCAAGAGCAUCCUGGAGAUAUUCUGCUAAAUACAACAGUGGAAGUUUUGCCUUUAAAGAGUGAUAGUUUGGAAGUAAGCAAAGAAACCAAAGACAAACGAUUACAAGAUGGCUACUUCAGAAUAGGAAAAUUUGAGAAUGGUAUUGCAGAAGGAAUGGUGGAUCCUAGUCUAAAUCCCAUUUCAGCUUUUCGACUUUCAGUUAUUCAAAAUUCUGCAGUCUGGGCCAUUCUUAAUGAGAUUCAUAUUAAAAAAGUCACAAAUUGAUCAUCUAUGAAACCAAAACAGUUUUUCCUGUGAAUCUAUUAAAGACAGUUAAGCAUGUACCUUUUUUU
Ochotona princeps (American pika) is the source of this 2111-nucleotide messenger RNA. RefSeq names its product alpha-1,3-mannosyl-glycoprotein 4-beta-N-acetylglucosaminyltransferase A (gene MGAT4A). Gene Ontology annotation, cellular component: endoplasmic reticulum-Golgi intermediate compartment; endoplasmic reticulum; Golgi stack. The coding region runs from base 436 to 2043 and encodes 535 amino acids. The transcript has 15 exons. NCBI's taxonomy places the organism in Eukaryota, Metazoa, Chordata, Mammalia, Lagomorpha, Ochotonidae. Gene Ontology annotation, biological process: protein N-linked glycosylation. Gene Ontology annotation, molecular function: acetylglucosaminyltransferase activity. The record is from RefSeq and is a predicted model, not a curated record.